GCCAUGGCCCAUGGCAGCGCGGCGGUCAUGCUGAAGUGCGUGGUGGUGGGGGACGGCGCCGUGGGCAAGACGUGCCUGCUGAUGAGCUACGCCAACGACGCCUUCCCCGAGGAGUACGUGCCCACCGUCUUCGACCACUACGCAGUCAGCGUUACCGUCGGGGGCAAGCAGUACCUGCUGGGGCUCUACGACACCGCCGGCCAGGAAGACUAUGAUCGUCUGAGACCUUUAUCUUACCCUAUGACCGAUGUCUUCCUUAUCUGCUUCUCAGUGGUAAACCCUGCUUCAUUUCAAAAUGUGAAGGAAGAAUGGGUACCGGAGUUGAAGGAAUAUGCACCUAAUGUUCCCUUUUUACUAGUAGGAACACAGAUUGAUCUCCGUGAUGACCCAAAAACUCUGGCAAGACUGAAUGAUAUGAAAGAGAAGCCCGUAUCUGUGGAGCAAGGACAGAAGUUAGCAAAAGAGAUAGGAGCCUACUGUUACGUGGAGUGUUCAGCUUUAACACAGAAAGGACUGAAGACUGUUUUUGAUGAAGCUAUUAUAGCCAUUCUAACUCCAAAGAAACACACAGUGAAGAAGAGAAUAGGCUCAAGAUGCAUAAACUGCUGUUUGAUCACGUGAGAGACAUUUGACAAUGGCCAGGCUUACUGUGAAAUUCUACUGAUUUUAAAUACAAUGCAUUAAGUACAUAGUGAAUUUGUUCCAGGUUUGAAAGUUAAACCUACGUUUCUGCCUUCUACAACCAGUGAAAUCCAGAGGAAUAAAAUCAAACUCAACGAACUUGUAAUAAGAAGCCACCACAUCUGUUACAAAUAUUUUAUUCAGACUGGAAGGUACAAUCUCUCAGGGUUACACAGUCUAGAGGAAGCAAAAACUGCACCAUGCUGAAAUGGCAUCUAUGUGAUUUUACUGAGUGGAGAUGCUUGGCCUGAAAUACUCUAACUGCAUUUGGACAGUCUUCUGCUUUGACUAUAUAUAUAUAUAUAUAUAUCUUAAAAACCCCCAACUUUUGCACAGUCUGUAUGGAAUCUGCACAAAGAAAUACCUUGUCUCUUUUUGCUCCAGUUAUCUGCUUUUGUAUGUAAGCUGCUUCCGGUUCCAGUGUAUCCACAGAGGUGCAAUAAUCAGACCAGCCAUAUAGCCAAAGGUAGCUCCGAGGGAACAGGAAAUGGGCCAUACCUGAGGGGAGAACACAAGGCAAAAGCAGACAAUGAGGAAAAUGUCUGUGGUUUUUUGUACUUCAUGAGCACAAAGUCUAGGUACUGAAAGACAGUAGUCUUAUUCUACUUUAAAGCUUGAUGUGCUUUCCUAAAAAUGCCAAAAGCGUAACAAUCAUCUUCAUAAACACUAAAUGCUGUUGUACAGUUUUUAAUUAAUAUGCAUUAAAAUGUAAGCAGGCUUCUGGCUAUUGCAGACUUUAGUUUGAUAGUCCAAAAACUAUGUGGAAAAACCACCCCUUAGAAGUAUCUAUAUCCCAAGAAGCAUUCAGCUGACCCGACUUCCUACUCUGCUGUACACAUUCGGAUACCUACAGAUUUCUCAGCAACUUCUCCUUUCAAUCUCUCAUGGUGUUUUGAAACUUUCAGGUGUGUAUAGAGGAAUUAGUAUUCAAAUAAGGCUAGAGACUGAGAUAGAUAGAGGUUUGUUGGCUUUUUUUUUUGAAAAGUAUAUAAAAGGAUAAAUUUCCCUCUGGCUAGCAGUAGGGAGGGAACACAAAAUUGGAAGCUGACUGAACAUCUUGCACCCAGAUCAUCAAACUUGUAGUAAGCCAGUUAUGUCAAAGAGAGCUUUAAUUAUAUGCUCUAUUUUCAACUAAAAGAAAAGGAAACCAACUCAAUAGAUCUGACUCAUUUUAACAAACCAUCUUGUGCUGACCCAGAGUAGUAAUAGAAUUCUUCCCUGCUCUUUUUUUUUUUUAAAUCGGUAUUGAUUUGCAGGGAGGAAUGGCCAAACCAAGUAGUAGUUGACUUAACCAAUUUGUCAUCAGAUGUAGCUUAUAGUACCAGUCCACUACAUACUGCAUUUGAUGAAAAGUCUCAACUAAGGUGGUAAUUAAUUUAUUUAUUUCAGAAUAAACAGAACUCCCAGGCCUCUUUAAAAUUCUCCUUUGCUUUCUUUUUGUUUUUUCGCAAGGACAGGUUUGCAGUUCCUGCUCUACAGUGCAUAUUCCUAAAGCAAGUAUGGACUGGACUCUCCUAUUCUUUUGUUUUUUAAAUUAAGGGGGAUAUUUCCCCCUCCCCAUAGUACUUGAGACUGAGAAAUGCACUAGACAAUACAGGAAAUAUCCCAAUCUCCAGCCUUCUUUUCUACUUCACUUUGACUUGCAAUUCAUGAAUAUCAAAUGAACCUACUCUUAAUGGUACUGGUUCCUCCUUUCAUUCAUUUUCCUAGCUCUGAUUCUUCUCUUUACUUCAUUAUCACUUAAAAGAAUAUAUUUAUUCACAUCCUUUGAUCAUGGGAAUUUUAACUACAAAAAAGAGUAAUGUAUUUUGUCCUCUGUUCUUUCAUCUUCAACCUCCUCAGUUGUUUCAUCUUCACAUUCCUUAGCAUUUACAGCUUUUAUAUGUUAUUUGGAGGUCUUAAGGAGUGUAGCAAAGAUGAUUACUAAACAAGGUGCCUUAGGUACUCUUUAUUGACCUUGUUUCAUUCUUUCACUUUCAUACAUUCUGUCUCUGCUGCUUUUGUUGCUGAGUAUUUCAGCAGUUGCCUCUCAAGCCAAAGAUUUGCUUGUUUUCAUUCAUUUACUGUGUAUAGUAGAUCAUCUAUAAAAAGCCUUGAGAGGCUUUGGCAUGGUAAGUACUACAUGCAUUUGAAACUCACAUAAGUUUGUGGCCUUGGCUAAACUUACACUUCAGGUGGAUCUUUUCAACUUUUAAACAAAAUGUAAUUAUUUCUAGCAUUUUGCAUAUUACAUUUGUCUAAAGGACAAAACAAUAAAAAAAGUCCCUGAAACCCUUCUGCUCACUCAGUAAUGUUCAGAUGGAACUCAAGUCAUACUUUUUUAUCCACUGAUGAAGUCAAAUACCACUCCAAUAUCCACAAAACUAUGGACAAAGGCUUCUUAACUCGGUGGUGCUUUUACAUCAGAUUUGCUGAGUGAUCAAUGAUCAAUCCUUCAUUAAAUUUUUACCUACAUUAGGUGAAUUUGUAGUUGCCUAUUUGCUUUCCAGGACUAUAGGUAGAUGAUGGACUCUGAAUUGAUCAUAUUCCCCUAACUAGAGAGCGAAUAUCCCUGAUGACCCAAAGACCCUGUAUAUUGUGCUAUUUUGUGUAUAGUGGGUGAUUAUUGGUAUGAUUAAAAACAUAUCUGAUGAUUGUUGUAGCCUCUUUCACCUGACUGAACUGCAACUUGGGACGUGUUUUUUCAAUAGCUGUGUAACUUUUAAAUUAUGCCUCUGUCUGUCUUCUAAAACAUUCAAUUUUUGCUUUGGCUUUUAAAAAUCAGUGUUACCUUACCUAAGUUUCAGGCUCUCUCUUUUUAACAGUUGAAUCUCUGACCUCUGAACACUCACAAAUGGCAGGUGGAAAAGAUAGGAAGCAAAGGGAAGAAAACAUAACACAUACCAUCUCCCCAUCUAUGAAUAAGACAGAAAGAGACACCACCUCAUCCCUUCUAGUGGCAUGGAACAGAGGGGUAUUAGGCCAGGCACUUAUUCUUACUGUGCUGCUUGGACAGCCCAAAAUAGUUCUGAGGGCAGUUUGAUUGGCCUUUUGAAAACUCCCUCAGCACAGCAGUUAAAAGCCUGGACUUAAGAGUGUUGCUGUCCUUCUGCCAUUUUCUCUAACCCUCAAGACCUGGCAAAACCCCCUAACAAACAGGUAAUAAUACCAGUUUUGCACCUUUUGUUCUUGACUGAUGGCUUUUAGGCUACAAAUAGCCUGAGGCACCCAUGGGUAUAUAUCUAAAGCAGCAAGUUAUCAAAGACAGAUUAAGAUAUGGUUCUUAAGCACAGCAGCUGCACUAAAAUAACACCACUUUCACAUGCUUUUGGCUGUCUAUGAAAAUGGGUUGCCUCUUUCUGUGGAAGUGGGUUGCUUUAUUUUGUAUUAGCUGCUGGCCUCAUUUUUCUGAGACCCAAUCACUUUCUUCUGGACCUUUUUAAAUGACUUUGACUUACUCAAUUGGCCUGCUUUUGCCCCCUCUUUCAUGUUAUCUCAAACUUGGUUUAAAGUCCUUGACUUGGUAUGAACUGCCUGUAAGUGAUAAAAAUCUAAGCAGCAAAUAUCUGUCUGCCUGUUUCAAGAGAUUCCAUUCUGCUUGCUUAAAAUAUGAGACUUGUAAUACACCCCUCUCAUCCCCUGAGAACUUUCCAGCUCAGUUCCUCCUACAUCAUGCUCCCUUUCUGCCUUGAGGAAGCUGACAUAUCCUGCCCCAGUACUGAUGUCAUGUCUGGGCUGGGUCAGCAGCAGGGGAAUAAGAUGUUAGGCCACAUGGCCAAGCUGCACUUUUGCUGAGGGGAAAAAAGGCUGAUAAGGAGAGAAAAGUGUGGGGAGCACAGGAGAUAGAACAGAACAUUUUUCAUGAAACUGUCAUGAAACGCCUUAUCUGUCUCAGCAGCUGGGAAGCAUCAGCUACCAUUCUCACAGCCUAACACAAGAAGAAUCAGUUUUUUUACAUAUCAAAUGCAUGGUGAAAAGGGCAAUUUUAACAACCUGUAGAUGAUUACUAGGAACCUGAACAGCAGCUUGGCAAAAACAAAUCUUACCAAGAACAAUAAAUGCAUUUUAAUGGACAGAGCAUGAGGCAGUGUUUAAUGCAAAGCAAUUCUGACUUCUGCUAUUUGUUUAAAUUUUCUUUUUGCCUUUUCAUCUGGCAGCAGUGUUAGGACUUCACAGGAAUUUCUUUAGGCUAGCUUAAAAGACACUGCAGAACUGCAAGGUUUUUAGUAUAUAUUAGAACUCAUUUUAAGAAUAAUGACUCAAAAUAGGAAUUGCCAACCUUUCAGGACACAAAUGAGCUAGUUUUCCUCAGUGCUCUUUAGAACACCUAAGAUUCUAUGAUGUGAGAAUGCUUAGCAUAUUGCAUGGAAAGCAGAGCAUGUUGCAGGAUCCCAGCAAGGUACCUAGCUCUGCUGGACUGUGCAUGCAGCUGGCUAAAGCAGAAUUCUGACUGCAUGACAGUUUUGUCAUCUAUUACGAACCUUGCGUCCCAUGCAAGGGAAUUACAUAGACAUUGAUAAGGACAUAAGGGCCAGAUGCUUAUAGACCAGAGGAGCAACACAAAGUUUUUAAAGAUAUUAUGAAGUAAGCAGCUGCCUGCUGGAACUUUCAUUAUACAAAUGCAAAUACAGUGGGGCAAUCUACUGUACUUACUUUUCAGUAAACUUAAGAGUGUUUUUCUCAUAUUCCUAAACACAAUUUUUUGUAUGCUUACUGUUUCAAAAAACUAAUUUCUGACUGUCAAUUAGAAGGCUAUGUAAUAAUUUUGUUUCAUUUUAAAACUGAAUAAAUGAGCACAAUUAUUUUCCC
Messenger RNA from Agelaius phoeniceus (red-winged blackbird), 5469 nucleotides. It is a transcript of the gene RHOQ, whose product is annotated as ras homolog family member Q. Gene Ontology annotation, biological process: small GTPase-mediated signal transduction. NCBI's taxonomy places the organism in Eukaryota, Metazoa, Chordata, Aves, Passeriformes, Icteridae. The record is from RefSeq and is a predicted model, not a curated record. Gene Ontology annotation, molecular function: GTP binding; GTPase activity.